AUGCUUUAUGCACUAGCACAGAAACCUUUUGUCCCGAAGAAGUAUUUCUCGAUUGAUCGUGUGUUCAGAAACGAGGCUGUUGAUCGGACCCAUCUAGCAGAGUUCCAUCAAAUGGAAGGUUUAAUAUGUGACCGGGGACUUACAUUGGGAGACCUGAUUGGUGUACUAAAAGACUUCUUCGCACGCUUAGGUAUGCCAAAGCUGCUGUUCAAGCCAGCUUACAACCCUUACACUGAGCCAAGUAUGGAGAUCUUCAGUUACCAUGAAAAGUUAGGGAAGUGGGUGGAGAUUGGAAAUUCUGGAAUGUUCAGACCCGAAAUGCUCCGACCGAUGGGUCUACCUGAAGAUGUCCAAGUCAUAGCUUGGGGUCUUGGGCUUGAAAGGCCAACAAUGAUAUUAUAUGGUAUCGACAACAUACGAGAUUUGUUCGGACACAAGAAACCUUUUGUCCCGAAGAAGUAUUUCUCGAUUGAUCGUGUGUUCAGAAACGAGGCUGUUGAUCGGACCCAUCUAGCAGAGUUCCAUCAAAUGGAAGGUUUAAUAUGUGACCGGGGACUUACAUUGGGAGACCUGAUUGGUGUACUAAAAGACUUCUUCGCACGCUUAGGUAUGCCAAAGCUGCUGUUCAAGCCAGCUUACAACCCUUACACUGAGCCAAGUAUGGAGAUCUUCAGUUACCAUGAAAAGUUAGGGAAGUGGGUGGAGAUUGGAAAUUCUGGAAUGUUCAGACCCGAAAUGCUCCGACCGAUGGGUCUACCUGAAGAUGUCCAAGUCAUAGCUUGGGGUCUUGGGCUUGAAAGGCCAACAAUGAUAUUAUAUGGUAUCGACAACAUACGAGAUUUGUUCGGACACAAGGUGGAUCUCGGUCUCAUUAAACGGAAUCCAAUUUGCCGAAUUGGAAUCUGA
Messenger RNA from Camelina sativa (false flax), 906 nucleotides. The record is from RefSeq and is a predicted model, not a curated record. NCBI's taxonomy places the organism in Eukaryota, Viridiplantae, Streptophyta, Magnoliopsida, Brassicales, Brassicaceae.